Molecule: messenger RNA, 685 nt
Organism: Corticium candelabrum
Lineage: Eukaryota; Metazoa; Porifera; Homoscleromorpha; Homosclerophorida; Plakinidae
Product: signal recognition particle 19 kDa protein-like
Exons: 5
Coding region: 227-685 (152 amino acids)
Biological process (GO): SRP-dependent cotranslational protein targeting to membrane; SRP-dependent cotranslational protein targeting to membrane, signal sequence recognition
Cellular component (GO): signal recognition particle, endoplasmic reticulum targeting
Molecular function (GO): 7S RNA binding
Source: RefSeq, a predicted model, not a curated record
UGAGUGAAACCGUGACAUACGGGACAAUGCUAACUGAGUGGACUGCGUGUUCUAGGCGUUGUGUGUCUCGUUGAGAGUCUAGAACCUUGUGUAUAGAUAUCUGUCCUUCAACGUUUGUAGCCUCAAUAUGACAAUACGAUAUAACAAAAUAUGCAGUGUGGUUGUUUGCGUGAAAUUUAUUAGCAGACUAAGUUAACGUGCGUUAACCUGGUGCACGUGACUAGAAAUGGCAGCCGCUGCUGAUAUGUAUUUACCGUCUGAUCCUUCUGAUCCGAAAAGAUGGAUAUGCAUUUACCCAUCUUAUCUCAAUUCGAGAAGAAGCAUACCAGAAGGAAGGAAAAUACCCAAAGACAAGGCUGUGGACAAUCCAACAUGUGCCGAAAUCCGUGAUGUCUGCAUUAGCCUUGGUCUGAAUUGUGACGUAGAAAUGAACAAGCACUACUGUCGAGAUUUAUCACGAGAUCCAACAUUUGCUGGUCGAGUCCGUGUACAAUUAAGGAAUGCAGACGGCUCACCGAGCAGCGAACAAUUCCCUCACAGAAAAGCACUUUAUCAGUACAUUGGAUCAAUGAUACCGAAGCUAAAGUCUCGUAUAAGCAAGCAAGGUCAAGCGACAGCCACAGUUGAGGACACCUUAGUAGCUUCUCAACAACCAAAGAAGAAAAAGGGAAAGAAGAGGAAAUAA